AUGGAAAAUAUUGUUGAACAAAGAGUGUGCCUUAAAUUUUGUGUUUCGAAUGAUAUUUCAUGUGGUGAAUCACUAAAAAUGUUGCGAAAUACCUACGGCGAAUCGUGUAUAUCGAAAACAAGGGCUUAUGAAUGGUAUAAGGCUUUUAAAGAAGGCCGAGAAGUAGUAGUAGACUUGCCUCGUUCUGGUAAACCUUCAACCGCUACGACCAAAGAAAACAUCGACAAAAUCAAGAAGCUAGUGCUCGAAAAUCGACGUAUGAGUCUGAGAGAGUUGGCUAGUGAGGUGAACAUAUCUUUUAAGUCCGUCCACAAUAUUCUAAUUGACAUUUUAGACAUGAAACGCGUCGCCGCUCGACUAGUUCCAAAAGAGCUCAAUUUUGUUCAAAGAGCGCACCGAAAGCAUGUCGCUGAAGACAUGGUUUCCCGAGCUUCUACGGAUCCGACCUUUAUGAAACGUAUAAUAACUGGCGACGAGACAUGGGUUUAUGAGUACGACAUGCAAACAAGCUAA
Messenger RNA from Parnassius mnemosyne (clouded apollo), 513 nucleotides. The record is from the annotation of a GenBank genome assembly. NCBI's taxonomy places the organism in Eukaryota, Metazoa, Arthropoda, Insecta, Lepidoptera, Papilionidae.